Molecule: messenger RNA, 336 nt
Organism: Fomitiporia mediterranea MF3/22
Lineage: Eukaryota; Fungi; Basidiomycota; Agaricomycetes; Hymenochaetales; Hymenochaetaceae
Exons: 2
Coding region: 1-336 (111 amino acids)
Source: RefSeq, a predicted model, not a curated record
AUGGUAGAGGAAACUUCAUGGGGUUCAAAAGCAGUCUAUGAUAUGCCUUGGUGUGUGCACUCGACUACAAUGGUGAACCAAACGCUUGACUAUGGACACGCCUACUUGUUCUUCACUCGCUCAGAUACAGAAUCCAUCGAUCCGAAGGUUGUUCAGCUUGCUGUUUCCGGACACGUCAUUGAACAGUACUUCAGCAUAGCAUUAUUGACUGUCUUGGUCUAUCACGCUCGUACGCAUCACGAUUACUUGAACUUAAAGACUGCUGACGGCUGUGCCUAUCCAAAUUCCAGUUUCUACGAUAGACAAGGAGGUACGUUCACUGUGUUGAAUCCCUAG